AUGGCAGAAGUUGAGGACAGGGCUCAGGCUGAGUCUGACCAGAGACUCCUCUGUGACUACUCCCAGACACACCCAGCCUACCAGUCCCAGGACACCUCCAAGGGCACACGCAGCCUCCUUCUCAGAAACUUCGCUGCAAGCUCAGUCCCUGCUCAGCGAGCCCUCCCCUCGGGUGGUUCCCCACAAAACUUCCCAGUGCCUGCACUGGUGAAAGGGCGGCGGCAGGGCCCGAGGCUCGCUGAGACCCUGCUGCCGGCACCUGCUCCGCGUCUGAGCCCGGCUGCUCUGCUGGGUGGCCCGAGCCUCCGUCGCUGCGGGCGAGCAAACGCGCAACCACCAAGGGCGUGCGAGCCCCAGGCGCCCCUGCAAGGGGCACACCACGCUCACCCCGAAAACGCCGAACGGCCAGGGGCUUUCCCACGCCCGGUAAACUGCCACGGAAGUUGCAAAGGAAAGGGCAGCGUGUGGAGAGGAGGCACCCCCCGGCUUAGAGGACGGUUCCAAGAAGCGGAAAAGAAAUUUCUGACAAUCAGAAAGAGAACUCGCACACAUGCCCCCCCAGGGGACAGACGGGUGAACAACAAAGGAGCGGGGAAGGUGGAGCUGCAUCCAGACCGAGGGCGAAAUCGCUGCCCAGGCAGGGGCGGCACGCGGCGCCGACCAGCGCGGAGCGCGGGGAGGGCUCGGGGUGCGGGCGGGCGCCCCGAGAAGGGGAGGGGCGGGCGGCGGCUGGGGGCCUCCGACUCCGGAGUGAACAGCCUGGGGGCGAGAAACUUAGGUCCAGCUCCGUGGAAAAGUUCAGUGACCUCCAACUUCCUUGGACCAUUUCCACGCAGAACCCUUCCCGUUGGUGGGCAGGAGCGCCCCCUCCCAAGGUCCUGCCGGUCCAGUCCCCGGCUCCUCCGGGGGGUGCAGAGCGGGCCUGCCUGGGCAGGGGGCCGGGAUGGAAGAGUACCGUCGCAUUUAAAGAGAAACAGACCCGAACCGGGGGCUAAAGGAACCAAUGGAGCGAGUGGGGGGUGGACGGGAACCAGUCCUGAGCCCAGUGCUGUCCACGGACAAGCCCCGGACGUGGCGGGGAGGAUCUUGGCUGUCAGUGGAGGAACCUGGAGGCUCUCUGAGGGUCGCAAGGGGCCAGGUGAAGGCUCUAAAGGAGACCCUGUUUCCCUGGAAGCAGUAAGGAGCACAAAAAAUAAAAAUAAAAAGCCCAAAAAACUGAGUCAAACUGGCAUUUCGAAGGCCUUCUAG
Messenger RNA from Manis javanica (Malayan pangolin), 1248 nucleotides. RefSeq lists its product as uncharacterized. The record is from RefSeq and is a predicted model, not a curated record. Lineage: Eukaryota; Metazoa; Chordata; Mammalia; Pholidota; Manidae.